This is a messenger RNA of Aspergillus chevalieri, 2133 nucleotides long. RefSeq lists its product as uncharacterized. The transcript has 5 exons. Gene Ontology annotation, molecular function: metal ion binding; methylcrotonoyl-CoA carboxylase activity; ATP binding. Lineage: Eukaryota; Fungi; Ascomycota; Eurotiomycetes; Eurotiales; Aspergillaceae. Gene Ontology annotation, cellular component: mitochondrion. The record is from RefSeq and is a predicted model, not a curated record. The coding region runs from base 1 to 2133 and encodes 710 amino acids.
AUGCCACUCUCACCGUUUCUCCGCAUUACUCCCCGCUUGGGGCCGAAAAUAGCUCGGAGGUCGAAGAGAGCUGCUUCCACGCUAUCAUCAAAUGCAGCGGAGUCACGUUUCUCACUCGAUUCAAUUCUCAUUGCAAAUCGUGGUGAAAUAGCUUUACGAGUCGGACAAACCGCUUCGCAGCAUGGCAUUCGAGUUACUACCCUAUACACGGAUCCGGAUAGCCGAGCCCAGCAUGCCCUGAGUUCCCCUUUUGCGUUCAAUUUGGGAUCCGUUUCGGCCUACCUCGAUGGAGAUCGGAUUAUAGAGAUUGCAAAGAGAGAAGGCUGCCAAGGGAUACACCCUGGUUACGGCUUUCUUAGUGAGAAUUCUGCAUUUGCACGGAAAUGUACGGAGGCUGGGUUAGUGUUCAUUGGCCCACCGUGGAGAGCCAUUGAAGACAUGGGAGACAAGAGUCGGUCCAAAGAGAUCAUGACGGCUGCCAAUGUACCCUGUGUACCCGGCUACCAUGGCCAAAAUCAAGACCCCAACUUCCUCGAAGCUGAAGCGGACAAGAUCAGAUAUCCUGUGCUCAUUAAGGCUAUAAAGGGCGGCGGUGGCAAAGGCAUGCGUAUCGCCUCGUCAAAGUCAGAGUUUCAGGCUCAGCUAGAGUCAGCAAAAUCGGAGGCCAUGAACUCGUUCGGCGACGACCACGUCUUAGUGGAGAAGUAUAUCACCACACCACGACACAUUGAAGUCCAAAUUUUCGCAGACAAGCACGGUAAUUGUGUCGCUCUCGGAGAAAGAGACUGCAGUAUUCAACGCAGGCAUCAGAAGAUCCUUGAAGAGUCUCCUGCUCCUGACCUUCCUGAUGCAACCAGAAAAGACCUCUGGGCUAAAGCAAGAUCCGCCGCAUUGGCUGUUGAUUAUGAAGGUGCUGGCACAGUCGAGUUUAUCUUCGAUAACGACACCGGGGAAUUCUUCUUUAUGGAGAUGAACACCCGACUUCAGGUUGAGCACCCCGUGACUGAGAUGGUUACCGGCCAAGACCUGGUUUACUGGCAACUCAAAGUGGCCGAGGGUGCAAAGCUCCCGUUGACCCAAGAUGAAGUGGAAGCCCAAAUGGCUAGCCGCGGACAUGCUAUUGAGGCUAGAAUUUAUGCAGAGAAUCCUGACCAGGGGUUUAUUCCUGAUUCGGGGCGUCUGGUCCACGUCCGCACUCCAGCAAUCACAGAGGAUACUCGGAUUGAUGCAGGCUUCGUCACCGGGGAUGAGGUGUCAGCACAUUAUGAUCCUAUGAUCGCAAAACUGAUUGUGCGGGGCGCAACACGAGAAGAAGCGAUCCGCAAGCUUGCAGCUGCACUGGAGGAGUAUGAAAUUGCCGGGCCCAUCACCAACAUCGAAUUCUUGAAGGCUGUCUGCAAAAACGACGAUUUCAUUGCAGGUCAGGUUGAAACGGGUUUCAUCGAGAAACACCGGGAAGGAUUGUUCGCCACAAAUGUCAUCGGGGACGAGGUGCUCGCACAGAUCGCAUUGGCCUGUCUACACUCCGACACCGUUGACAACUCGCGAAAACUAGCUAAUUUUGAAGGGUCUGCGGUGGGAUUCAGUCCAAGUUACCAGCAACAUCAGUUCACUUUCGGAGACACGCAAACCGGGUCUAAGGAUGGCACCACAUUCAAUGUGCAAAUCCAACAGACAAGCGACAACCAAUUCAGUGUGAAGGUCGGGGACCGAGUGUUCGAGCCAGUGUUCAGCCAUCGCAACCCGGACUCGCCAGUGAUCACCUCAUUCUUUCCCCACACGCGUCUAGACACCACGGUCAUCCGGGGCGAAGAUUCAAUAGUCGCAUUCCAACAAGGUACCCAGUAUCGAUUGACGGUACCACGGGCGAAAUGGAUGGAAAAGGCAUUGGGAAUGAAGGAUGUGACCAACAGUGUGUUGGCGCCAAUGCCGUGCAAAAUCCUGCGUGUGGAGGUACAGGCGGGCGACGCGGUCGAGAAGGACCAACCGUUGGUGGUGAUCGAGAGUAUGAAGAUGGAGACCGUCAUCCGUAGCCCACAGCGGGGAACUAUUUCACGGGUGGUGCAUCAAAAAGGAGACCAAUGUAAGAGCGGGACUCCCCUCGUCGAAUUCGCGGGUGAAGGCGGUGACUAG